This is a messenger RNA of Anguilla rostrata (American eel), 2870 nucleotides long. RefSeq names its product transmembrane and coiled-coil domains 4 (gene tmco4). NCBI's taxonomy places the organism in Eukaryota, Metazoa, Chordata, Actinopteri, Anguilliformes, Anguillidae. The coding region runs from base 115 to 2385 and encodes 756 amino acids. The record is from RefSeq and is a predicted model, not a curated record. The transcript is spliced from 14 exons.
AGAAGUGGGUGGGAUUACAAAAGUUUAUUGAACUUUCUGUAGACGACGACGUAUGAAAACUCCGUUUGCUUCUGGCUGUUUUUCGGCUGUCGCUACCUGAGCGUUGCGAAAAGCAUGAACACGGCCGAGGGAACCGAUACGGGUACAGGGUCAUCUCCAGAUCCAGAGGGAGAGGCGACAUCUCCAGAUGGGCGGGACCUAUCUGAGGCUGUGGCCGUGAUCGGCAGGCAGCUCAGCGAACCGGGUCGCUUCGCCUACGCUGGCUUGUGUGGGGUGUCCUUGGGCCAGCUGUUUUCGGGCCCUGAGCACAGGUGCUUUCGGGAGCAGUACCUGGAGGGGCUGGUGAGCUGGCUGCGUCUGGACGAGUCCGUGAUGCCGGUCAUGGGGGCGUUCCUGGCCGGGCUCGGGUACGAGGGGAGCGACACCUUCCUCUCCAUCCUGCAGGGGGAGCCGCUGCUGAGGUCCGGGUCUACGCCCAUCGUACAGGACCUGGUGUCCUUCUCCGUCAAAGACGGUCAGUACGACGCGCGCGCGCGGGUCCUGAUCCGCCAUGUCAGCUGCCUGCUCCGCGUGGCUCCCCAGCGGCUGGAGGAGUUCGAGGAGACGCUGGGAGAGGGGCUGAGAGAGGGAGGAGAGGAAAGCGAAGAGGAGUCGUCCCGCCGACGCAGGAAGGAAAGAGGCAGGAAGUUACGUCGCUACCUGCUGAUUGGUCUGGCCACCGUGGGUGGGGGCACCGUGAUUGGAGUGACGGGGGGGCUGGCGGCUCCGCUGGUGGCGGCGGGCGCGGGGGCGGUCCUGGGAGCGGGCGGGGCGGCGGCCCUGGGUUCGGCAGCCGGCAUCGCCAUCAUGGCCUCCCUGUUUGGGGCGGCGGGGGCGGGGCUAGCAGGUUAUAAGAUGAACAAGCGGGUCGGGGCGAUCGAGGAGUUCGAGUUCCUGCCGCUGAGCUCGGGGAAACGGCUCCACGUGACCAUAGCUGUGACGGGUUGGCUGUGCAGCGGCAAAUACAGCUCGUUCCAGUCCCCCUGGAGCAGCCUGGGCGUGUGCGGGGAGCAGUACUGCCUGGUCUGGGAGUCCCGUUUCCUGCGGGACCUGGGUUCCGCCCUGGCCUCGCUGGUGGACGGGCUGGUCAGCAUCGUGGCUCAGGAGGCGCUGAAGUACACCGUACUCUCAGGCAUUGUGACGGCGCUGAUGUGGCCCGCCUCCAUCCUGGCGGUGGCCAGUGUGAUUGACAACCCCUGGGGGGUGUGUCUGAGCCGCUCCGCGGAGGUGGGGAAGCACCUGGCCCAGGUGCUGAGGAGCCGGCAGCAGGGGAAGCGUCCUGUCAGCCUGAUUGGCUUCAGUCUUGGAGCGCGAGUGAUCUACUUCUGCCUGCAGGAACUCGCCAACGACACAGGGAGUGAAGGUGUUGUGGAGGAUGCCAUCCUGCUGGGGGCGCCAGUCGAUGGGUCGGCCAAGCAGUGGGAAAGAAUGUGCAAGGUCGUCGCUGGAAAUAUUGUCAAUGGAUACUGCAGAGGUGAUUGGCUCCUGGGAUUCCUCUACCGCGGGUCAUCAGCCCAGCUGUGCGUUGCGGGACUUCAGCCAAUCAAUUUGGACGAUCGGCGCAUGGUCAACGUGGAUCUGUCCUCAGUGGUGAACGGCCAUCUCGAUUACAUGCGUCAGAUGGACACGAUCCUUGUGGCGGUGGGAGUGCCUACCCGGGAGAGGGCGGGAGUCCUGACCGUCCUGUCUCCAGAGACUAAAGGGGUGGGGCCAGACACCGGGCAGGACCAAUCGGCGGAAGAGGGCGGAGUUUCCAGGGAUGAAAGGGUGGAGCCCGGAGACGGAGGAGGGGGGGGAGUGGCUGAGGAGAAGCCGGUACGCGGGGGGGACGCGAGUGACGUCGUCCGUCCCGGGGAGGAGUUAAAACGGGGGGGUGGAGAGGAAGGAUUGAAAGAGGAGUUCGCGGACGGUUGGGACAUCCCGGACAUUUCCGAUCUGUUGGACUCUCUGAACGAUGCGGACGUUCCGUCGCAGCACUGCCCUCUGGGUAGUUCCGUGGACGGGCCUGACCAGAACAUCAUCUCAAAAGACGAGGGCUUGACCCCGGAACCCCUGUGUGGGGCAGAGGGGGUGGAGGGAACAGACUGGGACUCUGAACACACGCACUGGGACUGGGACACAACGCACUGGACCACUGAGCACUCAGACUGUCGCACUGCAACUCGGCACAAGUCUCAGAACCAGCAACCCGGCUGCAGUUCCUCCUCGGGCCAGCAGGGAGCAGUAUCACCACAGCUGGUUAAGGAGGCGGACUGUGAAACUACACUCUCAAGCUCCCACCACAGCACGCUAUCAGAACAAAGCAUAGAAAGGAGGUCCAAGGACACAAAUAGUAACUUUUAUUAGAUAAAGGGGGUUGGCGUGUUUUAAAAAUAACAGUAAGGCUAAAAAGACUCUCCUGUUGUUACCAAGCAACCUAAUCCUCAUGAACUUAACUCGUGAAAUUAAACUGAAAUGAAAAGGAAAAGAAACUAACCCUAUCAAUCUGUUGAUAACCCAAUUACUUCUAAAAUCCUGAAAGGAAAGUCCUAAACAUAUUAUGGAAGUAUAGUAUUCUGAGAUACUGAUGGCGGACACUAAUAUAAUUGUAUAUAUUAAUACAAACGUAGAUGUCGACAGACGCUGAGAGCAAGCCACGCUCUACAGCCAAAGGUGAAGCUCUCGUGAUUUGGCUGUUCGUUGUUCUCUGGAUUUUUGGCCCCGUUUGUUUUUUUUUUUCUUCUUCUUUUUUUGUUUUACUUUCCAUCUUGACUGCGGUUUUUCUAUCUCUUUGUUCAUCUCAGUACCGACUGCAAAGAUGCGCCGUGAAAAUUAAAUUCAUUUCCUCUUGA